AUGAAGGCUCUUCUGGGUUUCAUAAGUACUCUUGUCUAUGACAUUGCUGCUCAAGGUACAAACUCAUCCACGGGCAGCAUGACUCUGGUGCCAUUCAAAUUGGACUCAUUUCCUCUCGGCUCCAUCCGUGCAUCCGGUUGGCUCCAUGAUCAACUCCGACUGAGCGCCGACGGCCUCAGCGGCCAUUUGUUUGACUUUUAUCGCUAUGUUGCUCAAUCAGAAUGGCUAGGUGGUACUUUUGAAUACAGCGAGCUGCACGAAUCGGCACCCUACUGGUUCAAUGCCAUCGUUCCAUUGGCCUGGGGUCUCAAUGACACGAGGUUGCAAGAUCAGGCCCGUCAAUUCUUGGACUACACCCUUGAGCACCAGGCCAAAGAUGGAUGGUUGGGACCCGAGACUACGAGACAAACUCGCGGGAUUUGGGCGCGAUCACUGCUAUUCUUUGGGCUUAUUCAAUACGCCGAGGCCGACGUUUCUCAGCAAGACCGCAUCGUGACAGCCAUGCACAAAUUUGUUACCUUGACACACUCGAUGCUCCAAAACAACUUUACGGGGCUGAUUCAGCAAAAGUCGUUGGAGGAUGAUUUCGACCCGUUUGGUUAUGGUCUCUCUAGGACCCACGAGCUGCCCAUUUCUCUCAUGUGGCUCUACGAGCACCACCCUGGGAAUCAGAGUGCCAUUAUUCUGGAAACGAUUGAUCUCAUGUUCCAAGGAGGCCGGGUUGUUGGACGAGAUUGGACCACGUUUUUCGUAAACGGCGUUUUCCCUCGAAAUACCACUUACAAAGCAAGCGGCUUCACCCAUGGGGUCAAUAUAGCAGAAGGGCUAAGAUAUCCUUCUGUGCUUUACAGAUAUACCAAGAAUGAGUCGUUGGUCCAGCAGACACUCGAUGCUGUGGCAAUGGUGGUCAAGUACCAUACCGCUCUUUCCGGGACGCUGAUUGCAGAUGAGCAUCUCGGUGGGCUGAGCCCGCAAAGAGGAUCAGAACUGUGCAUGGCUGUCGAAUCCAUGUUCUCAUACGCGUGGUUAUAUCGACUACAUGCAGUCAGUGAUUUUGCUGACCGGGCGGAACGGGCCGCCUUCAAUGCACUCCCCGCCGCGGUCAGCCCGGACUGGUGGUCUCAUCAAUAUGUCACUCAGACAAAUCAACCGUGGUCGCGAAAUCUCACUUCGGCCAACCCAUUUUUCGACGUCGUUUCAUACGGCAAUACUUUUGGUCUUGAGCCUAAUUUUCCCUGCUGCACGGUCAAUCAUGGACAGGGCUAUCCAAAAUAUGUCUCAUCCUCGUACGGCAGGUUGGGAUCCACUGGAGUCGCCCAUAUUCUUCUUGGGCCAACAUCUCUUAAGACCACGUUGGGCGGCAGCAGCGCAGUUCAGGUGGAUUGCCACACAAAUUAUCCCUUUUCCUCCAGCCUUGAAUACACUGUAACAUCUGAAGUCGCGUUUGACUUUUAUGUUAGGAUCCCGGAGUGGACAGCCAUGAAUUCGUCCUUUGCCAUGCAGAAUGGCCACAAGUCGCCACUGAAACCUGAGGCGGACGGACUGCAUCACUUUCGGCUCGAACAAGGCGCGACCAAGCUGUCAGUCUUUUUGGAUAUGAGUAUCAACAUAGUCAUGAGAAAUGGGUCUGCCGGAGUAUAUCGUGGACCGUUGCUCUACGCUGCCGCCGCCGACUAUAACGAAACCGCCUUUCAGCCCUUGAACUGGACCGACAGGUCAGCCUUGCCGACUGCACAAGUUGAUCCAAGGUCAAGAGACCAUGCACUGAUUCCCACCUCUCCAUGGAUGUAUGCGAUUGAUCCUUCAACCGUUGCAAUGGAAUCCGGGGGAGAUUUGCGCGGCCCGCUGAGUAAUCCCAUCUUCUCCAAGCACGCAAUACUGCCAACACUUGCAGUCGAUGCGUACCGGUUUGACUGGCCCAUCGAUCAUGAUACCGCAGCAAUACCACCCAUUAAACCGACAGUCGACGUUUCUUCAAGGACGAGGUUGAAAUUGAUUCCUUACGGCGCGGCGAAAUUACACAUCGCCCAGUUUCCUGUGGUGGAUUUGGCAGCAAACACUUUGAUAUCAUGA
Messenger RNA from Pestalotiopsis fici W106-1, 2073 nucleotides. RefSeq lists its product as uncharacterized. The record is from RefSeq and is a predicted model, not a curated record. The coding region runs from base 1 to 2073 and encodes 690 amino acids. NCBI's taxonomy places the organism in Eukaryota, Fungi, Ascomycota, Sordariomycetes, Amphisphaeriales, Sporocadaceae. The transcript is spliced from 7 exons.